AUGUCCUUCUUCAGGAAUUUCUUUGGCACCGCCCCUGUUCCGGAGGCAAAGGAAGAUGCCAAGGGCCCUGCCCCUAUCCGCGCUCUGCCUGCCAACUGGUACACCUCCGAGGAGAUGUUCCAGCUUGAGCGUCGUGCGAUUUUUGGUCGCAAGUGGCUCUUGACUACCCACAAGCACCGUGUCCCCAAGGUGGGCGACUGGGUCCAGUAUGACGUUGCCAACUACGAAUUCAUCGUCGCAAAGGAUGAGCAGGAAAAGAUCCAGGCCUUCCACAAGGGCAGCCUUCUCCCUAUCCACGUGCACAUCGACAACAACGGCUUCAUCUGGGUCAACUUGGACAGCAAGGAGACUCCCGAGGUCGCGUGGGAAGAUGACUUCGCCGGCUCCGACAUGCAGCCUCGAUUCAAGUACUACAACUUCGAAGACUACACCUUUGACCACACGUGGGACAUGGAAGGAGAAUUCAACUGGAAGAUCCUGGCCGACAACUACAACGAGUGCUACCACUGCCAAGUCGCCCACCCCGAUAUCCCCACAAUCGCCGACCUGAACUCCUACUGGGUCGAGACCAAGAAGGGCGGCGCCAUCGAGCACUACGGAGCGCAGCGUCCAGACCAGAUCGAGAAGGGCUUCCGCAUUGCCACCAACUACUACUGGCCCAACGCCUCCUGCAACGUCAGCCCCAACUUCUUCUUCAUGCAGCGCUUCACCCCUGUUAGCCCUACCAAGUCUGUCAUGCGAUACGAAGUCUACCGCCACAAGGAUGCCACCGACGAGGCAUUCAACCUCAUCAGCGAUAUGUACAAGCGCAUCAUGGGCGAGGAUAAGUAUCUCUGCAUCCACACCCAGAAGAACCUGAACACUGGUGUCUUCGUCAACGGCCUGCUCCACCCGGAGAUGGAGAAGGGCCCUCUUCACUUCCAGCACACUGUCCGCGAGGUCGUAACAGAGCACCGCAAGAAAGAACUGGCUGCUGGCCAUGAGAUCUCACCGGCUGCCCAGGCUCCCAUCACCACUGAGGACAUUUCUUUCCGCACUGGUGUGGAUGCGGCCAACAACUACAAUGUGACAGACACCCUCAAAGAGGGGCUGGGUACCACUGUCACCGUCUCAGCCAUUUCGGUCUAG
This is a messenger RNA of Penicillium chermesinum, 1128 nucleotides long. RefSeq names its product aromatic ring-hydroxylating oxygenase subunit alpha. Lineage: Eukaryota; Fungi; Ascomycota; Eurotiomycetes; Eurotiales; Aspergillaceae. The coding region runs from base 1 to 1128 and encodes 375 amino acids. Gene Ontology annotation, molecular function: 2 iron, 2 sulfur cluster binding; iron ion binding. The record is from RefSeq and is a predicted model, not a curated record. The transcript has a single exon.